Molecule: messenger RNA, 2184 nt
Organism: Talaromyces proteolyticus
Lineage: Eukaryota; Fungi; Ascomycota; Eurotiomycetes; Eurotiales; Trichocomaceae
Product: patatin-like phospholipase domain-containing protein
Exons: 1
Coding region: 1-2184 (727 amino acids)
Biological process (GO): lipid metabolic process
Molecular function (GO): triacylglycerol lipase activity
Source: RefSeq, a predicted model, not a curated record
AUGAGCUCCGGCGGUAAUUUGUCUCCUUCCCUGUCCCAGCAACCAGUCGAUCUGAAUGACCCAUCCCUGCUUCCCGACUAUGAGACCGAGUUUAUCACCACCGAAGAGCUGCGUCAAUUUGAGGCUGCGCUGAAUGCCCCAGCUGCUGAAUCACUGAUUGCAAUUAAUGAUUGGCGUCCCAUCCGUCAACGAGUGCGCAGACCAUUUCGACGGCGUCAGAAAACCAAACCCCAGAGAACAACCGACGAAACAAGGGAAGGUGUCUUGUACGCCGUGUUGAAAUAUCCAUUCUUGAUCAUUGUGUUUGGUUGGAUCUUUGUCCUUGGUUUGACCUAUGUCUUGACGCGACUCUACAUAUCCCUUUACGAGCAGUUGAUCACAUGGACUGGACGUCGGGAGAGACUACGACGGGCACUGCACGCCACGACUAAUUAUGAAGACUGGAACAGAGCAGCACACCUGCUAGAUGACUACUUGGGUAAUGAGAAAUGGAAAGAAAAGGAUGAAUAUGCCUAUUAUGAUUAUCCCACUGUGAGGAAUGCGGUUACACAACUCAGACAGUUAAGGGAGGCCGUCGAGAAAGAGGCCCAAGAUGAACAGGCAAUCGCCACUCACAGCUCGUCUGCCACAGAAGAUCUUUGUUCCCUCUUGGAAGCCUGCGUCAAAAACAAUUUCGUUGGCGUCGAAAACCCACGGCUGUACAGUGAAGCCUACUCUGGAACUAAACGUCUUGUCCAAGAGUAUAUCGACGAAGCACAUCGCUCACUGGAAUCGGUUCUCGAAAGCAGAAUCCUGACACGGGAAGACAAGUAUCGGCAUUUCAGGCAUCUGGACACAAACUUUGGGCGGACUGCGCUUUGUCUUUCCGGCGGGGCCACCUUCGCAUACUACCAUUUCGGUGUGGUGAGGGCUCUUUUGGAUAACGGUGUCCUCCCCGAGAUUAUCGCAGGGACAUCUGGGGGUGCUUUGGUGGCAGCAUUAGUUGCAACGCGAACUGAUGAAGAGCUGAAACAACUUCUGGUCCCUGCGUUGGCGCAUCGAAUCAGAGCCUGCCAUGAGGAAUUUCCGGCCUGGGUAAAACGCUGGUGGCGGACAGGCGCUCGAUUCGAUACACUCGACUGGGCUCGUCAAUGCAGCUGGUUCACAAGGGGGUCGAUGACCUUUCGAGAAGCGUUUGAGCGUACCGGACGAAUUUUGAAUGUUUCCUGCGUGCCCUCGGAUCCUUAUUCUCCCACCAUUCUAACCAACUACCUGACAUCCCCAGACUGUGUGAUUUGGAGUGCGGUCAUCGCGUCCGCUGCCGUGCCGGGUAUUCUAAACCCGGUCGUUCUUAUGAAAAAGAACCGGGAUGGCAGCCUAUCGCCCUACUCAUUUGGUCAUAAAUGGAAAGACGGCAGCCUUCGUACUGAUAUCCCUAUCAAGUCCCUCAAUUUACAUUUCAAUGUCAAUUUCACCAUCGUCUCACAAGUCAAUCCACAUGUCAAUCUCUUCUUUUUCAGUUCUAGGGGGUCUGUUGGACGUCCGGUCACACACCGUAAGGGUCGAGGUUGGAGGGGUGGGUUUCUCGGCUCGGCAGUGGAGCAAUAUAUCAAAUUGGAUCUCAACAAAUGGCUUCGAGUGCUUCGUCACCUUGAAUUGCUACCGCGCCCAAUGGGACAGGAUUGGAGCCAAAUCUGGCUACAGCAUUUUAGUGGCACAAUAACAAUCUGGCCCAAGUCAGUCAUGUCGGAUUUUUGGAAUAUACUCUCCGACCCUUCCCCAGAGAGACUUGCGCGUAUGAUUCAAAUAGGGCAACAAAGUGCCUUUCCCAAAAUCCAGUUCAUACAGAACCGCAUGAAGAUUGAAAAUCUCAUCAUGCAAGGCUUACUGCGUAACUCACCUAGUGGAGGUCGUGAGCCUUCGCCAUUACUCUCCCGCCGCCAUGAUGUUCAGAACCACGAACCAGCUGAUACGCUUCAUUCAGAACCAGAGACUAUCUCUCCAUACCACCUCGACGUACCUAAUCCAUCUAAAACAGGAUAUUCUGUUGGAUAUAACCAUCAUCGACGUAACAGUGUUAUGGAGGAAAUGAGACGUCAAUCUGCAGUCUUCUUCGACGAUUCAGAUGUCUAUGGGGAUGAAAGUGACGAGGGUUUCCCUGUGGUUGGAAAUCGAGAUGAAAUGAUAGAUCAUAAGGAAAUAUGA